UCGCUUGAAAACGACCUUUGUUUCGCAUUCGUCGAUUGGCUCUCUUGGUGCUGUGGCGUGGGAAAUCUAUGCCACUGCAACUGGCACCGCUGCACAGCCAUGAUCCACCGUUUCAGCUUCCAGUCUCCGGCUCGGUCACGAUUGGCCGCCGGCCCAACAACACGUUGGUUUGCAAUGACAUUUCUGUCAGUGGAAAGCACUGCGAGAUCUCGAUCGCGUCUGGUUCUGUCAAGAUCUCUGACUGCAGUACCAAUGGUACAUACAUCAACGAUGAACGCAUCGUCAAAGGCGAGGUGGCAGAGGUUCAUCCUGGCGAUGUCAUAGCUCUCACGAAGCCGCAUCCACCAGGUGCAUUAGACAGUACGGUGGAGGCUGCGGUAAGAGUGCAGUUCCGCCUGGAACAUGCCACAGGUGCACAGAGUGAUGCAAAUGGCAAUGGCGGUCUCACUUCUACGGCGCUUCGAGGAGAGCCAGCAGCAACGUUCUCGCAAAGCUGCCCACUGAAUCCGCCGAAGCGGGCAUCAACCACUGCGGAAGGCUUUGCACAUGACCUGCUGAUGCAGGAGCAACAGUGCAAAGCCAAGAUUACCGGUGAGCUUUUGCUCGCACGCCGACGGUUGGACGAGGAACGUUCCAAGAGCGACAGCCUUGCAAGGGACCUGAGGAAGGCCAAAGCCAACUUGGAAGAGGAGCGUCGCCGAAAGAGCGCUGCUCUGGAUGGCCGAGAAGCGCUGAAAGCAGAGGCUGCCAAGUUGAAAGACAAUCGUCAUCAACUUCCAGAGAUGAGGACAGCCGCCCGUGAAGACAACCCCGGUUGGUUGAUGAUUAUAGUAAUCAUUGGAUUGGUUUAA
This is a messenger RNA of Cladocopium goreaui, 851 nucleotides long. The record is from the annotation of a GenBank genome assembly. NCBI's taxonomy places the organism in Eukaryota, Dinophyceae, Suessiales, Symbiodiniaceae.